Messenger RNA from Rhizopus microsporus ATCC 52813, 1617 nucleotides. RefSeq lists its product as uncharacterized. Bases 36 to 1478 code for a protein of 480 amino acids. The transcript has 4 exons. NCBI's taxonomy places the organism in Eukaryota, Fungi, Mucoromycota, Mucoromycetes, Mucorales, Rhizopodaceae. The record is from RefSeq and is a predicted model, not a curated record.
UUUUCUGCUAUUAUUAUAGAGAGUGUGUGUGGUCAAUGAGGAUAUAUUUACUACUAUUAUUGCUUUUAGUAUCUAUACAUGAUACUAUGGCAGAUUUACCGAAUCCAAUAUUCUCAGAGUUGGCAUUUAUUGUAAAUACAACAGAUAUAAGCAGUAUGUACAAUAUUAUCUAUUCGACAGCUAUUUCAGUAAGCUGUCAAGACUUUCAAGCUGUUCGAUUGACUUCAAGAGAAUAUACACCCACUAAUAGAGUAUUGCUCAAUUUUGGAUAUGGUUGUCAAAAUACAACAAUAAACAAUAUUCACGAAAUGAAUUAUAAUAGUACAAACAUUACAGCAAUUCAAAACAUGGAAACCAUCGCUCUAGUCAAAAGAGGUGUUUGUAAUUGGAGUGAAAAGAUAUCAGUUAUAAACAGUUUAUCAGAUACAAACUAUCUAAAUAUUACAGCUGCAUUCAUCUAUGAUAAUCAAACUUAUGACGAUGUUGCCAUAAAAACUACACUUUAUCAAACAUCAACCACAUUUCCUACUUAUCCUACACCACUUCCUAUUGAAAGAUCUGCACUAAACAUGACAGACAAUGACUUGACCGAAUCCAGAAUAGGCGUUUACUUUGUUCCUUACAAGUAUGGAAAUUCACUUAAAUCUAAACUCAACAGUACAUAUGAUGCCACAAACCCAGCCAUUCGAACACUUUGGUCCAUUACGACCUACUUUCCUCAAGAUAACCCUUCAGAAGGGUUUAUCGGUACCAUCAGGGGUUAUUUGGCGUACAUCAUAGCCCUUGCUGCUAUAUUCUUGAUAGGUAUCGUCUUUUUACGCUGGUGGAGAAUACGUCGAUUGAGAGAUGAAAUUCCCAAUGACCCAAAUGAUACCAACGCAAUUCAUCUAUCACAAAGAGUUCAUCAACCAGAUCCUCUUCCCGUCGAUAUCGUGAAUGCUUUACCUAUAAAACUGUACGAACCAGGAGUAUCAAAAAAUAUCAAUUGCGCGAUAUGUUUGGACGAUUUUGUCCUGGGAAAAAGUGAUGUUCGUAUCUUGCCUUGUGGCCAUGGAUUCUGUGUGUUGUGCAUUGAUCCAUGGUUAACGCAGAAGUCGACAGUGUGCCCGAUCUGCAAAUGGGAUUGUUUACCAACUGAUUUGCGACAGGAAAGAGAGGCUCAGGGAAGUACAAGUCAUAGUGAUGUUAGUAAUUCAAAUGCUCAAGCUAUCAAUAUGGAACCACCAGUCCCUGAAGAUUCCAUGACAACGGUUACACAACCAAAUGUGAACCGUGAAAUUCAUGAGGCCAGUCCCCCUGUGGAAACAGACCAAACAGUAGAUAGUCACACUAUAGGUACAGCUCUUUCGAUAUCACCUAGAGAAAAUGAAGGUCAUGAAUCUACUUCUACCAAUGAGAAACCAAAUGAAACGGAUGAGACCAACCCGCCUAACCAGCGCCAGGGCGAAGGCACUUUCUCAAAUACUACACAGCCGUAAUCAAAUCGUGAUGUAAAUAAGUAUGACACUAGGCUGGCUAUACUUGUGUUUAUGCUUGUAUAUUAUAUAUAAUUUAUUUACUUACUACUCAUAAUAUCAUUAUUGUAUAAUAAACUAUUUGUGUUCUACUUGUCCGUAG